Molecule: messenger RNA, 915 nt
Organism: Fonsecaea erecta
Lineage: Eukaryota; Fungi; Ascomycota; Eurotiomycetes; Chaetothyriales; Herpotrichiellaceae
Exons: 1
Coding region: 1-915 (304 amino acids)
Source: RefSeq, a predicted model, not a curated record
AUGGCGACGACACAGAACGCCUUCGUGGCACUCCCGGCUGAAGUCCACGGCACGAUCGGCGCGUACCUUCCGCUCGACAGCCUGAUGUCCGUCCGCAGCACCUGCAAGACCCUGUACGCCAGCGCAGGCUACUGUAGAGAAACCGUCAAGGAGCUCCACCGUGUCGACGACGAAACUAAGGUGGCGACCCAGAAAUGCGAAAAUUGGUCCCCCCCCGGCUGCGGGAUGAUGCUCGCCAUCGGUGACUACGCCCCGACUCGCAAUCGCUUCCUGGUCGCUAACUGGCGGUCGUGGGCGGCGAGGAAGGGACUCUCUGCCUUAGCGGCGCACUGGGCCUCGGACCGCAAGUUUAUGCGUUUGUGUUGCGACUCCUGUGCUACGAUGAAGCUUCUCGCCGCCUUUCCCAGCGAAGAAGUCCGCUCCCGGAAACGCGAUAAGCAGAGCGUGACCUGGAUGGAUAUUCGGCGAUGGAACCCAGAUCCCAAGAACAAGCGAGCCGGCGCCGCCGAGACGGCCACGCAGGGAGUCUCCUUUGUCCGCCAAUGUGGUGAGUGCAAGAUCCACUUGGGGUACGAAGGCUGGGUGACCUUGGGCCCGUUCGAACUCGACAGGAUCAUCCGAUGCGCGACGUGCCACGAGGACAAAUGGAUGGCCACCGAUGAUCCAAGGGGGACCAAGUGGCUGCUGGCCGGGAAAGAGUGUUUCGAGUGCCACAUCAAACGUCCGGAGUACCAGGGCUUUUACGCGCUGGUGAAGCAUGAGGAGACGCUGUAUAAGCGACAAGUCAGACGCGUGAUGCAGCGGCGCAACCGGCUACACAUGCUGUUGAACCGCGACAAACCGAUCAGCGUGGCCGAGGCGAAGAGGGUGAUCCGGUCCAGGGCCAUACGUACUAGCAGUCAUCGUCGUCGCUAG